AUGGCAUCUGCUGGUCGUGCGCUUUCCCGCUGCCUCUUCUCAGGGGUGGCAGAGGAGGAAAACGAGGUGCCCCCCCUCGCCAACGUCUCUCGAGAAUCCGAAUAUCUACCCAGCCCAAAGGACGUCAUGCCACAGUGUAGAGCCUCCCCUCCAGGCCUCCCUCCCUCCGCUGAAGGGUCUCAUCAGUCCCCCUCGCUACAGGCAGCGGCAACUUCUCCGUCUUGCCUGGCGUUGAGGCCCUUCCGCCGCCAGUGGCUAACACCUGUGGCUUCCCACCCGCUGCCACUGCCUCUAGAGUGUGCGAUGGGAGGAUCCCCGUCCAAGGCGUUCAAACUGCUCUCUGAGGCUCCCCAGGCGGUUAGAGACCUGUGGAAGGUAUCCUUCGAGGCAAAGACUCUCCGCAAACGGCACGUUCUCCUGCAUGCCGAUUUGCAAUCAGUUUGCAGCUGGAUCUCCUUGCAGCUAGAGAGCGAGCUCUUGCCUCUGGAUGACACUCUUGCCGGCGAGAAGGCCUUCGCGGCUGCCUCUGCGGUGUAUGCCCAGCUCCUCCCACAGCUCCUUUGGGCUACUGCUGUUGUGGCACUCCGCCUUACAACAGUGACUCUGCAGGAGACAACAGCGCUCUGGGCAAGGCUGCAGCUUCUGGCCCUCGACGCAACGACGAGUAACGCCGCUGCAGAAAUGAUAGCAGACAGGGGCGGCAGCGUCACUAAAAGCCUUCGACCACGAGACUCUGCCUCCCUGCUGUAUGGUCCCUCUCGCGUCUUUGGUCGUCGCAAACGCCGCAAGCCUCAGCAAAAGCAGCAACAGCGGGAAGAGAGUCAGAGUGAUCAUGACUUUGGCGAAGACACGCCACUGGGGGCAUUGGAAGCGGUGGCAAACGACACCGCUGAUCCCGAGGCGCUGCUUCAACAGAUUGAUCGCUUUCGCAGUGGUCCAAAGAAAAGCUGCGAGUCUGAUAGCUUGAUGAACUCCGCAACGAUCCUCUCCAGCUGCGGCAAAGGACCACCCUGCGUAUGCACGCGAAAGAGAAAUAGCGACCACGACGCUGCAUGCCCUUCAUUGUCUCUCCUUUUUGGUCAUCUCAGGUUCCUUGGAGGCCUUCCAAAGCAACCAGAGAUCGCACCCGUGAUGAGCUCCUCCCCUGUCACCUCCCCAUUCGCUGCAUUGCGACGCGAUCUGCUGCAGCUAGGCGCACUGAGAUCUCCAGGGGACGGGCUAAGGCCCCCCCCCGGCGAUGGCUCCUCUGUGGGCAGCAGUACGACGAGUCUCCCCGUGAUUUCGUAUUCGAAUGCUGCAACUGCAGUGUCUGCUGCUGUCAACGCGGGCACGCCUUCCAACAGCAGCAGCCCCCCUGUAGGCACCAGCGCGGCAGAAGACCGCUGGACGCUGAUGCCGUGGCAGUCAGCAGCGGCGGCUGCUGCUGCUGCGAUGAAGCAUGGCCUUUCUCGUCGCAGCUCGUUCAGCUCAGUAGCGAGCGACUUGAUGCCUCUGCCUCACCAGCGGCAGCUCCACCAGGAGCCGCUGAUGCAGGGGCCCCUAGGAUUUGAGGUUCCCGUAGGCGCAGCGGUGGAUCCAAUGGUUGCUUCCCCCUUUAGAAUGCAGCAGCAGCACCCACGGCCUUUGCUAGCCUCAGAGCCCUCCUCUGUUGGCAGCGGCUCGAGCAAACGAACAGGCGCCUCGGGUAUGGGGGGCACUCCUGACGGCCGAUGGUUGCCUGACUUGCAGCAGCAGCAAGAUGUGGGAGUAGGGGAGUGGCAACUCCCUGAGGAAGACUCCGGCUGGCAUCAGGGAGCUGCAGAAGAUGCGCAUGCAGCACACGCGGCGGGCAGCGAAGAGAAUAGGGCGCUGGCACUUGCGAUCCCAGAGACGCUUCAGCAGAAUAUGUGGCGCAGCCAGAGCAAGCGGAAGCCGAAGCGGCUUCACAAGCUGCAAAUCGACACUGCUCUGACGCGCUCUGCAUGCGCAGCAACAACAGCAAGGGAGGCGGGGGGGGGGAUGCACAAGGCUCAAGAGGAAGUCGCAGAGGCCCUCCGGGUGCUACAGGCCGGUGCCGAGGACGGGGAGGCAUUAAGGAGGAGCUUCCGACGAUUUCCUGAGAUGCUAGAGAGGCACUUGCGUCUUCAAGGCCUCUUCGGCGUUUAUCCGCAGCCAGAGCAGCACUUGAUGCAGUGUGUUCCCCGCAAGAAGCCGAACUUUGGAGUCGCGGCUCUCACCCAAGUGUCGCUGCGACCUGCUCCUGCUGCAGGUGAGGGUGCUGCAGUAUCUCCAGACCAGCCGGCUUUCCCCUUUUUAGCGGGCAGAACAAGUGCCUCCCCCGCGGGGGCAACAGCAGCUGCAGCUGGUGCUAGACGGCGCAGAUCCUCUUGGCUCGAGAAGGAGAAUGUUUUAAAGGGCUUCGACAGCCCGCUGCUCCCCUCCGCCGAGGCCAGUGACGGGGAGACACCUGAAAGCCUCCCUCAAGGCCUCUACAGAAAGAAGGACGGCGCUAUUGUCACCUUGUGGCCCUCUGCCGCUUCACUCUACGAGCUUGUGGAGAAGCAUUACAUGCCGGGAGCCGCCGGCUAUGCAUCGCAUCCCUACAACACGCCUCCUCCCCCUCUCUCUGCGCCUCCUCCAGUGCAGCUUUCGGAGCUUCUCAACGGCCACAGCCGUCGCACUGCAGCAAGGGCGUUCCGCGAUGCUCUUGCCCUCCACUCCCACGGACUCUGCACCCUCAGGCAGGAGAUGCCAGCGAUCUCGGGGGGCCCCACUACCCCACAGAGGACGCCAGACGGCAAUCGCACGGAGCUCUAUCCUCCCCUCCUCAUAAUUUCACAGGACGCCGAAGAGGAACAAGUCUGGGGAACGCCCUUAAGACCUACCACUGCAGCACCAACAACACCCCCCGAUGCACACGCGACCGAAGCAACAGCAGCAGCAGAAGCCGCGUCGUGGAGUGAGGCCCCACCGGAGGUGCCUAUUUCGGAUUCAGAGAGCAAUAGGACCCCUCCAAGAAGCUUCCCUGGCGCGUCUGCGCGUGAUGCACAAACGGCAGUAGACGCGCAGACAGCAGCGGGAGUGCGUGAACACGCCGCUGCAGUGGCUACUGCUGCCACUGACACGGCGUUGGCAGAAGCAGCAAAACGGGGAGAGGCCCCCAUAAGUGACGACCAGCUGGAGCAGGCCGUCCAGUGGCUGGUGACAGGACUGUUGGAUCGGUUGCAGGAGGAGUCUCGAGUGCAUGCUCACGCAUUGGUGUACUGGUUUGUUCGAGAGAUCUUGCCGUCCAGCGCCUUGGCAGGUGUCGCAUCUGCUACGGCUUGGGAGGCGAAGGCUGUUUAUGCCAUAUGUACCCUCAUAGACGAGGGUGUCUUUUUGGCCACUCGUGCUGCCCGCACAGAGGCUCCUGUGGAUCUCGAGGUUUUGAAUACAGCGACGCGAGAGAGGGGAGAGGCCCUCUGUUGCCCCUUCUGGUUAGAGGGGGUCGCUGAGGUUGAGUAG
Cyclospora cayetanensis is the source of this 3483-nucleotide messenger RNA. RefSeq lists its product as uncharacterized. NCBI's taxonomy places the organism in Eukaryota, Apicomplexa, Conoidasida, Eucoccidiorida, Eimeriidae. The coding region runs from base 1 to 3483 and encodes 1160 amino acids. The transcript has 10 exons. The record is from RefSeq and is a predicted model, not a curated record.